Molecule: messenger RNA, 1413 nt
Organism: Enterobius vermicularis (human pinworm)
Lineage: Eukaryota; Metazoa; Nematoda; Chromadorea; Rhabditida; Oxyuridae
Source: the annotation of a GenBank genome assembly
AUGGAUUAUAAAAAAACGGAUGAUGUUCGAAGACGAUAUAUUCUUCGCAUAGCAUCACACAUAUUCGCUGCAAAUUUUUUUGAAGAGAAAUUUUUGGAUUCUCCGGCCCUAAAUAAGUUUUGUGACAGUUCUGCAAUUUUACUGGUUUUCAACAGAAAUGAAGAGAAAAAUACGGUGAAAUUAACUAACGAAGUUGAGAAAGAAUCUUCAUCAUUACGCACUGAACUAGAAUACUGGAAACGAAAAAGCGAUCGAGGAGACGGACAGUACUGGCAGAUUUUAGAACCACUAAGUAAUGCGCUAAAUUUGAUUCGUGGUCAAAGAUUAGAGGAACUAACUGGCGUUGAGCUUUCACAAACUAUAUCUGAAAAACUAGGCGAAACUGACGGUUGGCAAAGCGAAGUUGUGGGAGACGCUUUGGAGCUGAGUAUCGGGCUGUGUGACCAAUGGCUAUUUGCAGUAGAGUUGCUUACUGGAAAUAUAUGGAAGAGAUAUGUCGGUAACGUCUGGAGAGGGGACGUUUUAAAGCUAGAUUUUUUAAUCAUCUUUAAAAAUCGACUUGAACAGAUAUCAUCAUUAAGAAAGUUUGGUAAUCAGCUUACCCAGUUCUUGGAUGAAAAGGAUGCAGUUAAGAAUGUACAAGAAAUAAUGAAAAAGUCUAUGAAAAAUUUCAAUCGUAUCCUGUAUAAUGAGCACGAGAAUUUGUCGUGGGCAGUAAAACUUCAGGAUGUGUACAAAAGCUUAGAACCUGCUAUUGAACGUGCGGUACCGCAGAUUCGAACUUUAAUUAAUCCGGAGAAGUUUAUAAGCGACGAGAACAUAAGGAAUCUUCAUAACAAUAAGCAUCUUCUUCAAUUACCGUUUAUCAGGGAACUUCUUUUGCCUGAACGUGAGUCACUUCUACUGCGAUUGUCCGAAUCCAUAUCAGACAAGCGGCAAAAAACUAAGCAGAUUUUGGAUGAUAGUUUCGAAGACGCAAAGUUUUUAAGCGAAAUUGCAGGACGCAUUCUGUGGAUUCGCAGACAAUUAGUUGAGUUGGAAAAUGAAGACGCUUUUGUUACUACAUUACUGAAUGAUUUGCCCUUGUACGAGUCAGUAAAGGCAAAGCUUCGAGAACUGAUUAACGAAUUAAAAACCGCUGAAAGUGAACAGUACGAUUCGUGGUGUCGAGAUUUAAAUGCUGCAAUUGAUAAUGACGACAGAACCGUGCUGCUGGAAACAAGUGCCGAGCUGUUAAUUUUUGAUCAUAAAUAUGGCUCCUUAACUGUAUCAUACAACGAUCGGCUGAUCAAACUGUUAAAAGAAAUUCGACAGCUAACCAGUUUAGGGUUUACUAUUCCGGCAAAAAUUGUUAGCUGUGCAAGCAGGGCCGAGAGCUUUUACAAAUACGGUAUCGUGUUGAAACAGGUAUAG